Messenger RNA from Brettanomyces bruxellensis, 378 nucleotides. RefSeq lists its product as uncharacterized. NCBI's taxonomy places the organism in Eukaryota, Fungi, Ascomycota, Pichiomycetes, Pichiales, Pichiaceae. The transcript has a single exon. The record is from RefSeq and is a predicted model, not a curated record. Gene Ontology annotation, molecular function: RNA binding. Bases 1 to 378 code for a protein of 125 amino acids.
AUGGCUAAGAGACAGCGCGGGGCUACAUUGGCGUCUUUACAGCCUUCCAAAAAACCUCGAAACGACAGGAUUACUCAUCCGCUUAUCUCUCCAAGCUGUACAAUCUAUGUUCGAAACAUAAACGACAAAGUGUCAAAGGAUGCAGCAAAAAGGAGCCUUUACAUUUUGUUCUCCACCUACUGCGAUGUUCUCCAGAUAUUUUACACAAAUGCUGGAAAAUUGAGAGGUCAAGCUUGGCUUGUUGUCAGCUCCAUAGAAGAAGCUGAACUGGCACUUGUUCGUUUACGAGGAAUCACUGUUUUUGGCAAGAACUUGCAGAUGGAAUUCAGCAGAAACACAUCCAGGCUUGUUUCCCAGCUCACGGAGGUGAGUGUAUGA